CGGCGGAUGGAACACACGACAGCAUGUUUACCCAUUGUUUACGGAUCCGUUGCUUUUUACCUGGGAAAGAAAGCGGACGAAUACAACACUCAUCAGUGGACUCUGCAUCUCCGUGGACCAAAUAACGAAGAUCUUUCACCAGUGAUCUCGAAGGUUGUAUUUCAUCUGCACCCGUCAUUCGCCCAGCCAACUAGAGAAUUGACUGAACCUCCUUACGAAGUAACUGAGCGAGGAUGGGGUGAAUUUGAAGCACAAGUACGCAUAGUAUGGAAAGACUCGUCUGAAAGGCCUAUUCUGAUUUCUCAUGGAAUCAAGCUUUAUCCCCCGGGUACGGCACCGAAUGCAGCUCCCACAGAUACGGAAACUGCGGUUGUGGCUGAAUCUUACGAUGAAGUGGUGUUUACCGAUCCUUCCGAAACAUUUUAUACUCAGUUGCUUCGCGUAGCAAACCUCCCA
Phaeodactylum tricornutum CCAP 1055/1 is the source of this 456-nucleotide messenger RNA. RefSeq lists its product with no specific name. NCBI's taxonomy places the organism in Eukaryota, Bacillariophyta, Bacillariophyceae, Surirellales, Neidiaceae. The transcript has 2 exons. Gene Ontology annotation, biological process: regulation of DNA-templated transcription. The annotation marks the transcript as partial. The record is from RefSeq and is a predicted model, not a curated record.